This is a messenger RNA of Panicum hallii, 2901 nucleotides long. Its product is annotated as protein GLE1. Gene Ontology annotation, biological process: regulation of translational initiation; regulation of translational termination; poly(A)+ mRNA export from nucleus. NCBI's taxonomy places the organism in Eukaryota, Viridiplantae, Streptophyta, Magnoliopsida, Poales, Poaceae. Gene Ontology annotation, molecular function: translation initiation factor binding; inositol hexakisphosphate binding; phospholipid binding. Gene Ontology annotation, cellular component: nuclear pore; cytoplasm; nuclear pore cytoplasmic filaments. The record is from RefSeq and is a predicted model, not a curated record. The transcript is spliced from 15 exons. The coding region runs from base 676 to 2481 and encodes 601 amino acids.
CCCGCGCGCCGCUCUGCUCCUCCCGGCACCCGCACGGCCGCACCGCUGCUCCGCCCGCCCUCCAGGCUCCCGCACCUUUGCUCCGCCUCGGGACGCGCCGGGCGCCGCCGCCGCGGCCCGGGCCUCCCGCGCCCCUGCUCGGCUCCGGCGCAGCGUGGUGCGGCCAACCCGCUCCCGAUGCCGAUUUGUUCCGCCCUCGAUGUAGCGUAGCGAGGAGGGUGACAAGGCUGACUGCUGAGAGAGCGUCGAUUCGCAUCCGUUUCUCCUGUUGGCCCGCCGACGCGCCUGUCUUCCUCGCUCUGCUCGCCGCUGCCCCCGCCCCGCCGCACGCCCGCCACCCCCCCCCACCCCCACCCCGCGCAUUCUCUUGGGAACGCCACAACCAGGCCCCGGCUGCCUACCCACCACAUCAUCGCCGUAAAUUCAAUCCCUCGAUCCCUGGGCGUGCCCAGCUUUUUUGUUUUUGGGGCCUCACCGCUGGUCACCGCUCGCCAUCUCCCAGCCUGCUCCAAUUCGUUUCGGAUUCCUUUUCUAUUUUUGAAUUCACCCUGCGUCGCUCUCGCUGCCUUCGUGGAGAGGCGCGCGGCGUACUUCUCACGCGACGACCGCAGGGGGUCAAGGAGGAAUCUAGACGGCCGGGGACGCCCAGUGCCACAUCGCCGGCCGACAACCGCCAUGGGCUUCGCGCGCGUGGAGCUGCGGUGCCCCAGGGCCCUCGACCCGCGCCCGAGCUGGACGCUCGGCGACGUCCUCGCGGAGCUCGACGCGCUGGACGCCACCCGCCGGGCCGCGCCGCCCACACCCCUGAAGCAGCCGCCGGAUUGGGCUAGCGAUGGCAGUGCGAGACAGAAGGCCUUUGUGAUGCGGGUUGAUGACGAAGACGACUCAGAUGAUGAAGACGAUAUUAGUGAUGGGGAGUCCCAGGCUCUUGUGGCCACAGGAGCAAGGUUCUCGUGCAAUGACCUCGAAUCCAGUGAUUCAGACGAUGAAUCAGGUGGCCGGGUUGCACCGUACCUCUUAAUGGAGAAAAGGAACCUAGAGAAGAGCAUUCUUCUUGAGCUGGAACGCGAGCAUCAUCUCAAAGUUCAAGAAGAAGUCAGAAGUAAGCUAUCUGCAUUGGAGGCAUGCCACCAAAAUGAAAUCCAGAGAACAAUUUCUGCGUUUGCUCGACUUCAGAAAUAUGCAGAAUCAAGAAAAGAAAUAGAUAGAAGACUAGACGUACACUUCCAGAGAAGAAUUGCAGAAGUACUCGACAGACACUUAUCUAUGGUCCAAAGGGAUCAUGAACAGAAAUCCCAGAUUGUAGAACGUCGAAUAAGAGAUGAUGCAGCUCUUGAAGAAGCUAAAAGAAAAGAGCAAGCUAUCAAGGAAGAAAAGUUAAGGCAGGAAAGAGCCCGGCAAGAUUCAGAGGCUAGGCAGAAGGAAGCUGCAAAAUUAGCAGCUGAAGCACGGAAAACAGCAUUUGAGGCUGCUCAAAAGGAAGCGGCAGAAAAGGAAGCUGCAGAAAAGGAGGCUGCCAAAUUGAGGGAAGCAGCAGCUUCCCAACCUAGUCAAAAUUCUCAGGAUAAUAUUGCAGGUAUCAAAGUUUUUGCCGAUAAAUAUGCAUUAGAAGCAGAAUCACGGAGGCGUGCAUUGGUACACAAUCAAGUGCCAGAAAACAUUCAUCUCAACAAGGAAUUCAGCAAAUAUGACCGACAAAUUGCCAAAUCCAUAGGUAAACUUAUGCCGACCACUGACAGUGUCAGAGCAAGGGCUAGUGAGCUUAUUAAAGCUUUAGAUGGACGAGAUUGUCCCCGUCCAAUCGCAUGUUCUCUAUUUGCAAACAAGAUCAUUUCAAUUGUCAAGAGUAGAAAUACAAAGGACAAAACCUUUGGAAACUUGGCCUUUGCAUGUGGAUAUGUCAUGCUAUUAGUCACAAACCAGGUACCAGAUGCAAUGGAUUAUCUUCUAACUGAGUUCAACAGAGUUUGCAUGUACACAGUUCCAAAGCAUCUGCAUGCUUUGAAUGCACAAGCACGUAAUAAAGAUUAUUAUAGAUUGAUAGGUUACCAGGAAGAAAAUGGACAACUUGAGAGCACUGAAAGUUAUUUAACAUAUGUCGUUGCAUACGUCAAACUGUAUGCGGCAAUGAUUCAGACUGAAAUCAAAGGUGUACGUCAUCCUCACGGCUUAGCCGAGGGAUGGAAGUGGCUUGCAAUGUUCCUCAAUGCUCUCCCAGCUACCACAGCCACUGCGUGUGCUCUUCAUGCUUUCCUCAAGAUGGCGGGUUUUGCACUUCACAAAAAAUAUGGAUCACAAUUCCUGAAAAUUCUGGAUGUGAUAUCACGGUGCUUUUUACCAGCCCUGAAAGAUCAAGGCAACAAAAUGCAGUCCGAGGCUGUCAACAAUCUACAGAAUUAUCUGAAUGACAAAAUCUACCUCCAGGAACCUGAAGGGCAGUACCUUGUUCAGCAACUACUGUCCAAAGAGUUGUUCAUGUGAAGAUUAAAACACCAGAUCAGCUAGGGUACGUACACAUAAUCAGUCACGAUCAUUGCGUGUGAUUAGCUCCAGUUGACAGUUGAGCCUCCAAAGGCAAUUGGGGUUUGCAGAUUAACUGACCUACAUGACUAUCAGCAUCAGAUCGUCCCCAACAAUAUUUAGUUAUUUAUUAGAUAUUCCCCUCAUGUAUCCCGCCAAAGACGGUAUAUAGCAUAGGUUGAGGCUUCACUGUUUGUUGUAUGUCUGGACCCUGUAUCGAGGCCAAUUCUUGUAUUGAGGGCAAUUUCGCCUUCAGUUUUAGAAGAAUUCUGUACUGGACACUGGAUUCGUGUGGACAUUUGAGUUUGUUGUCUUGUAGAGUAUGCUUGCAGCUGAUCGCUCAAAGUUCUCUAACAUAAUACUAUGAUGUUAGACAGUGAA